AUGUCCAAGAGAGCCAAUCAAAAAUUUAAAGGCGCAGCUAGUUCAAUUAGAGAUGGUAUUGGAGUAUACUUUGGAGUGUUGAAUGAGAAUGAGAAUCAAGAUCCAACACAGAGGAAUAAUAAUACAAAUAGAGAGGAGCCUUAUUGGAUGAAUGAAGGCUUCUGGGAGAGAUCAGCAAAUAGGCGACCACCGAAUGAUGUAGAAAUGUCACCUUUACCCGACAACCAUCCACCUCCACCUUCAUACGAAUCACAUCUCAACAACACCAACAAUAGUAUAACACCUGGCGGUGGUGGACAAUAUCAACAACCACUUAGUCCACCAGGUUCACAUCUUCCAAUUGAUGUCGACCCUGCCAUGGUACAGUUCUACCCACCAGAGAUGGUUGAUCCUGAUGUGGACCGUGGUCGCCCUCGUGGCCGUGGACGCGGACGUGCUGGACAUCCAUCGAGGAUGCAACAUGGAGCUGAAGACAAGUCGACAUCGCCUCAGGUGGCACUGGGCCCAAUGGAUCCUUCACCCAAGGCCGGAAGACGUCCGGCGCCACCAAAUCAAGGAGUGAACGCGGUCAAUUUCAAAGAGUCAGAGAUGUUAGCACCUCCUCCUCCUCAGAAAUACUAUCCAUACUUUACUAUAAUGGUCAGUCUCGUCGAUGUGGCAGUACUGGUAUGGGAGAUCAUAUUGAACAAAGGUUUCGAGUCGUGGAAGGUCAACCCAUGGUUCGGCCCAUCGAUCACGACCCUCCUGGAUGCAGGCGCAAAGUACACAACUGCAAUACUGGCUGGCGAAUGGUGGCGCUUCUUUUCACCGAUAUUCCUACACGUUGGAAUAUUCCAUCUGCUCAUGAACAUGUUGACACAGGUCAAGAUUGGAAUGCAACUCGAACGAACAUAUGGAGCACACCGCAUCUUCCCAAUAUAUAUCCUCUGUGGAGUGAUGGGUAAUCUAUGCUCGGCAAUAUUCCUUCCAAACUCUGUUCAAGCUGGAGCAUCUGGUGCAAUCUUUGGAUUCCUUGGAGUACUCCUCACCGAUCUGAUACGUAACUGGGGUCAGCUUGCGAGUCCUUACAUGAACUGCUGUACACUGGUAUUCACCAUCGUCUUGUCAUUCGCAGUUGGAUUGUUCUUACCUGGUGUGGAUAACUUUGCACAUCUUGGAGGUUUCAUCAUGGGUGUGUUGUCCAGUCUGAUCUUCCUGCCAAACCUCACGACCAGGAAGGCAACUGGCAAGAGGAUAUGCCAACUUGUGGUGGCUAUUCCCCUCACUGGCGGCAUACUCUUUGCCCUAUUCUUCCUCUUCUACCGAAACAUCCAAGCGUCCACAUGGUGUCCCAUCUGUAAAUACAUCACAUGCCUUCAAUUCCUCAGUUGGUGCAAGGCAAGUGGU
Molecule: messenger RNA, 1386 nt
Organism: Acytostelium subglobosum LB1
Lineage: Eukaryota; Evosea; Eumycetozoa; Acytosteliales; Acytosteliaceae
Exons: 1
Biological process (GO): proteolysis
Cellular component (GO): membrane
Molecular function (GO): serine-type endopeptidase activity
Source: RefSeq, a predicted model, not a curated record